AUGGUGGCGCAGCACACGGGCCGCCGACUGCGGGCCCUGGCGCCGCUGUCUUCACCGCUGCCAGCGCUGCUGCCGCUGCUGCCGCUGCUACUGCUGGCACUGCUUGGCCUGGCGCGCGGGCAGGAUGUCUUCCUGCAUGCCGCCCCCCACGAGGCCCUGGGUGCCUCGGGCCCGGCGGCCUUCGUCACCGGGCCCGGCGAGCCAUCGGUGGCCGUCACUCACCCGAGCCGCGAUCUGGUCGUGGGGCACAUGCAAAAUGUCGACCUCCAUGCGGCGUCGGAGGUCCGUUGGGGGGCGUUCUUCGGGCUCCUGACCCAUGGUUUGUCCUGCCCGCGGCCCGGGGGCCUGGCCGAUGCCCAGUUGAUGUGCCUCCCGCUGGGCGGCAGCCCGGGGAUCGUGGCUGUGGAGCACACCACCACCGCGGUGGCCAUCUUCACCUCGCCCGAAGAGCACCGGCUCCCUGGGCCGGGCACCGAGCUGCUGGCCGGUGUCGGGGUGUCGGCCACCACGGUGGACCUACUCGGGCUGACGGGCUCCCCCUCCGAGCCGGAGCGGUCCAUUUACCUGGCGACCCUGGGCCCGGCCGGGCUGCAGCCGGUGCGCGGGAACUUCUUCCCGGUCAGUGGCCCGGCCUUUGCCAUCCCCGGGCCCGGGCGGUCUUUCUUCCUGUCCGGCGGCCGGCGCUUCGUCCAUCUUAUCCUGGAUGGGCUUGGCGGGGCGCAGUCCUCCGGGUCCAGUCUCUCGGCCAGCAUCGUCAGCAUGGCCGCCACGCGGGUGGUGUCCUCGGCGGCCACCUGCCCCGAGCACAUGGACCUGGUCCUGUUGCUGGACAACAAACUGGUGUUUGUGUACCACUGCCAGGGCCUGAGCGAGCGUGCUGGCCUGUCGACAGCCAUACUGCCGAGUGGCUCGCUGGCCGACGGAGCCCGGCUCCUGGCCCCCUCGGCCCUGGCCAUGGAUGACUCUCCGGGGCCCCUGUACCUGGUCACGCCCGGGUCGGCGGAUCCGGCCGACCGCCUCUGGCUGGCCCACAUCCAGGGUGACACAUUUACUUGGCGCCGGGUGGUUCUGCCGCCGGCCGUCACCGACCUGACCGACCUGCGGCUGGUGCGUCUGCAGCGGUCGCCCUCGGAUUCCAUGCGGUGGACCCUGGUGGCCGGGCGCACGGUCCUCUUCCCGUCCGACGACUUCCGGUGCCAGGACGACCACACCAUCGUGUGCGACGCGGCUGGGGGGUCCUCCGGCGCGCCGGCCGGGUGGACCUGUGCCCCUGGGCACGCGGCCUCGCCCUUCGUGUCGCCGGACCACCUGUGCGCCGGGUGCGCCAGUGGCUGGUACCUGAGCAAGCCGGCCGAGGAGGCGCCCUUUUCCCGGCCGGGGCAUUCCUGCCGGAUUUGUCCGCAGGCCAACUGCCGGACUUGCACCGCCGAGCACUGCCUCGUCUGCUCGGCCGGGUUCAACCCCCUGGCCGGGGUCUGCCGGCCGGCUGGCAUGCCCUCGCCGGAUGUGUACUCGACCGUCCCGGUGGGCGAGCCCCUCCCGGGGCUGGGGCCUGGUGAUCGAGUGACCGCCAUCGGGGCGACGCGGCUGGCCCCGGAGCCGGGAACCGGGAGCCCGGUGCUCCCGGCCGCCGACUCGGCGCUGGUGACCGGCAUGCUGCUGUUCACCGAGCACCGGAAGUCCUACUUCCUGCCGGCCGCUGACAUCACCCGUCCGGGCAAGGCACCCCCGGAGCCGAUUUCCCUGUUCGAUGGUGCCUUGCCGGUUCCGGUGGUGUCUGUGGCCGAGGUCGGGCCCCUCCAGCGCGAUGGGGGCUUGCUGCAUGUGGUGCUCCUUUGUGGUCAGGACCAGGUUCUCCGGCAUGUUUGGCUGUCAUGCGCCGGGCCGGGGCCGUGUGCGGCGACGGGCGCCGGGCUGCUGGACACACUCCCCAGCAGCCAGUGCUCUGGAGUCCGGCGCCUGGACCCGAGGCGCUUCCUUGUCUACGACGGCCCGCGGCGGUUGUCCAUUAUCUGGGUCAGCGGUUCUUCGAAGCAUCUGGCCUGGUUCUCGAUCGAGGGCCUGGACGCGGUCAGCCUCCUCGAGGCCACCGGACCCCGGGCCGACCCGGGCCUCGGGGAUUGGCUGGUAUGGGCGGGCUUGGGGCCGGGGGCCACGGCCGGUCCGGAUUUCCUUCCCGGCUCGGCGGAUCCUCGGCAGCUGGCGCUGGAUGGCCGGUUCUUGGGAGAUGCCCCCCCGGCGGGGGGCAUGGGCCUGGUGCCGGUGCUCCUGUCUCGCGGCGCCAGCACCCUCCCCCCGGAGUUGGUCUUCUCCCGGGUUUCCGGCCCCGAGUGGCUGGUUCUUCGGGCGCCGGGGGACAUGCGGCCGGCCGGCCGGUCGGUGGAUGUGCCCACCGGCCGGCAGAGCCUGGGGGCUUUCCCCGGGGCAUUGGCCGGGCCCGGCCCCCGGGGCCUGGGUGUCCUGUUGCAGGGGCUGAGCCUGGCCCAUGGUGGUUUGGAGUACCCCAGCGCGCUGGUCCUCCUGGCGGACACGUUCAUCGGGCUGUCAUUGCUCCACUGUCCCGGGGCCGGUGGGCCCGAGCCGUGUGCCCUGCAGGCUGGGCUUUUCUUUGACCUGCCCCCGGGGCUGCGGUUGCCCAGUGGCGCCGGGCCGUGGUCGUUGGCGCCCCUGCCGGUGGUCGGCGGCUCCGGCGGCUCCGGGCAGCGGUCGGUCCUGCAGCCAGGGCACAUGCUCACGCUGUUGGCCUUCGCCCCGGGGCCGGGGCUGGUGACCUUUUCCCUGGCGCUGCCCUGCCCGGCCGGGUGGCAUGGGCUGGCGUGCGACCCGUGCGAUUCGGGCUGUGCCACAUGCGAUGGCCCGGGCCCGGGAGCUUGCACCUCGUGCGGUCCGGGCACAUGGCUGCAUCACCGGGCCUGCCUGGGAGCCUGUCCGAUGGGGACUUGGUCCGAUGCUGGGGCCGGUGCAUGUCGGGAUUGUCCUGCUGCAUGUGGUUCCUGCGCCUCGGCGACCGAGUGUAUGAGUUGCUCCGCCGGGCACUUCCUCCUGGCGGGCUCCUGCUUGCCCUGUGAUGGUUCGUGCGCCGAGUGCCGGGAUGCGUCCAGUUGCACGGUCUGUCGGCCGGGGCUGGUGUUCCUGGGCCCGGAUGAGCAGGCCGGGUCCCUGUGCGGGGGCGCCUGCCUGCCGGGCGAGUACAUCGGCGACGGCCGGUGCGCCGAGUGCGACCAUUCCUGCGAGCUGUGCACUGGCCAGGCCACAUCGUGUCAGGUGUGUGCCGCGGGCUUCCGGUGGGUGAGCCGGCCGGCCGCCGGGGGCGCCGGGGCCUGUGUGCCCUGCGACCCGGGGUGCGCGUCCUGCACGGCGACCCGGUGCCUGGCCUGCGAGCAGCCGCUGUUCCUGACGCCGGCCGGCGCGUGUGUCUCCUCGUGCCCGGCCGGCAGCUGGCCCAACGGCGAGUCCUGCCAGCCGUGUGACGUGAGCUGCGUGGCUUGUGUCGGCGGGGCGGCCGACCAGUGCACCCGGUGUGCGGCGGGGCUGGACUUCAUCGAGGCCGGGCCCGGGGUGGGGGCCUGCGUGUCCGGCUGCCCGGAGGGCCAGUACCGGGACGCGGCGUCGAGCCUGUGCGUGCCUUGCGACCCGGCCUGCGCCACGUGCAACGGCCCGAGUGACAGGCACUGCUGGCGUUGUCUGCGUGGCGUGCUGCAGGAUGGCGACUGUGUGCAGGACUGCGCCGCGCGGCAUGUGGCUCUCGGGGGGCGGUGCCUGCCCUGCCAUGCGUCGUGCGGCGCGUGUGUCGGGGUCCGGAGCACCGAGUGCACCAUGUGCAUGGGGGAUUUGCUGGCCCUGCCGGCCGGGCGGGCGCCGUUCCGCUGUGUCCCCGCCUGUCCGGCGUCGUAUGGGCCUUCGGCCGGCGGGUGCGCCGCCUGCCCGGGCCACUGCGUCGGCUGCCCCGCGUCGAGCACCGUGUGCGCCCAGUGCGAGCGUGGGUGGCUGCUGGACAGCCCGGCGUGCGUGGCCCACUGCCCGUCCGGCACCUCGGCGCAGGGGGCCCUGUUCAUCGCUUGUCAUGGCAGUUGCAACGGGUGCUUCGGCCAAAUGGCCGACCAGUGCCUGGGCUGCCGGCCGGAAGCGCCGUUGCUGGUGGGCGGAGCCUGCCAUGCCGUCUGCCCGGCCGGGACCUUCCCGCAGGGCCAGUCGUGCAUCCCAUGCAGCGACACGUGUGCCUCCUGCUCCGGGCCGGCUCCAAGCCAGUGCACCGCGUGCGCCCGGGGCCGCGCCCUGUUUGGCGGGGCCUGCCUGCUCGGUUGCCCGGCUGGUCUCUUCGCCGAGGAUGGGGUUUGCACCGCGUGCGAGGCCUCCUGCGCCACCUGCGCCAGUGGGGAUGCAUGUGCCAGCUGCUGGGCGUGGGGGCUCCAUGGACCGGCCGGGCUGUGCGUACAGUCCUGUCCGACCGGCUGGCACCAGUGCACCGCCUCCGAUCGGUGUCUCUCUUGCCCUGCCCGGUGCGCGGCCUGCGUCUCGGCCGAUGCCACCUGCGCGGCCCACUGCACGCAGUGCGAGGAGGGCUUCGUCCUCUCGGCGGGCGCCUGCCAUGACCGCUGUCCGGACGGGGAGUUCGCGGCCCCGGGCUCGGGCGUGUGCCAGCCGUGUGGCCCCGGGUGCCGGGCCUGCUCCGGCUCGGGGGACUUUUGCACGGGCUGUGAGGGCGGCCUCCUGCGCCCGGCCGAGGGCCUCUGCGCCUCAGCCUGUGUCGGGGCCUCGGCCCCGGUGGACGGCGUGUGCCUGGACUGCCUGGCCGGGUGCGAGCGGUGCGACCCGGGUCCCGGCCAGGCCGGGUGCACGGCCACCGGUGCUGGCACGCUGGACUGUCCGACGAUCGCCACCUGCAGUCGGUGCGUGGCGGGCCGGCUCUUGCUGGGUGGGACAGCCUGCGUGGAAACCUGCCCAGGGGGGUAUUUUGCCGACGUGGAUGGGAAUCCCGGCGUCUGCGGCGCCUGCCAUGAGAGCUGCGCCCAUGGCUGCACCGGGCCGGAGAAGGGCGACUGCGAGCGGGACUCGCGUCGUGGUGCCUCGCGCAUUGGCCUGGCCGUGGGCCUGGCCGUGGGCUUGCUGCUGCUGCUGAUUCUGCUGAUACUGUUGGUGCUUUUCCUGGUGCGCCGGCGGAAGAAGCUGCCUCCCCAGCGGAGUCCCGCCGAUGGCGAGGACGCCACCAUGCUGAACACCAUUGUGGAGCUGGCCCUGCCCGGGGCCAUCUUGGUCGACGUGGGCGUGGACUUCCGGCCGCUGGAUGAAGCCCUCGGCUGCGGGACGCAGGCGAGUGUGGUCGCCGCGCAGGCGGUCGGGGCCGGGGUCGCCGCCCGGCUGGGCUGCCCGGGCAUAGUGGCCAUCAAGAGCAUGAAGACCGACAGCAUGAAGCCCCUGCAUGUGGCCAUGUUCCAGAAUGAGGUGGCCUUGAUGUGGCUGCUCCGGGAGCAUGGGCACAUUGUGCGUCUCUUUGGUUACAGCGAGCAGCCGCCGGCCAUCGUGAUGGAGCGCUUCGACUGCGACCUCGGCGCGUUGCUGCACUCGGAGGUGCCGCUGACGCCGGUGCAGCUGGCGGACAUCGCGCAGCAGUGGGCCGCCGGGCUGGAGGCCAUGCACGCGCAUGGGAUCGCCCACUGCGACCUGAAGCCGGGGAAUGUGUUUGUCCUGCAGACGGCCUCUUGCUGGCGGGCGGCCCUCGGGGACCUGGGCACGAGUCGGAACCUGAGUGCCGACCGGUCGUCGGCCCUGGUCCUGGCCAUGCCGGAGUUGAAUGCCUUGACAGUGCCGUAUGCCGCGCCGGAGGUGAUCACCGCCUUCCAGCGGGGCACCACCCUCGACCGGGGGUGCUUCCUGCCGUCGGACAUCUAUGCCGCGGCGAUCAUGCUGCAUGAGUGCCUCACUCGGGCGGUUCCCUGGCCGGGCUUGGGCAUCCACGACAUCAUGGCCGCUGUGAUUGGCGGCGCUCGGCCGGGCGCCGGCACCAUGGCCGCCAGUGCCACGGACCUGGUGCAGGCUGCCUGGCAGGAGGACCCCGGGCGGCGGCCCUCGGCGGCCACCUUCCGCCAGCGGUGCAUGGCCCUGUUUGUGGCCUCCGGCGGCUUGGGCGAUUUCUGA
Molecule: messenger RNA, 6135 nt
Organism: Fonticula alba
Lineage: Eukaryota; Rotosphaerida; Fonticulaceae
Product: serine/threonine protein kinase
Exons: 3
Coding region: 1-6135 (2044 amino acids)
Biological process (GO): protein phosphorylation; signal transduction
Cellular component (GO): cytoplasm
Molecular function (GO): ATP binding; protein kinase activity
Source: RefSeq, a predicted model, not a curated record